Molecule: messenger RNA, 4029 nt
Organism: Symbiodinium sp. CCMP2592
Lineage: Eukaryota; Dinophyceae; Suessiales; Symbiodiniaceae
Source: the annotation of a GenBank genome assembly
AUGGCGGCCGAUCCUGCGGCACAGCGUCAGUUCUUGAAAGAUAACGUCGAUGCCGACUUUAUCUUCCUUCUGGAAGAGCAUGGUGUUGACUUAGCGUUGCAGUACGCCAUUGGUCAGCAUUACAGGAGUAUCAGGACAUUUGCUGCGUUUGCCGAUGAUAGGGGGGCGGCUCGGACGGCCAUCACCGCUGACUUCGGCGUUCGAGCCGAGAGUGCUGCAGAUCGUGCUAGGAUGGCGUGUGUCAUCACUUCUUGGGAAGCUUCCAAAUUGAUUCGCGAGGAGGAAGCUAAGCUUCGUGCUGAGGCUAAGGUGUUGGGGGUCCAGAAGCCCCUCGUCUCUUCCGAUCGAGCGGCUAUGCGCGCUGCUUUGGAGGCGGUAAGGGGCUACUCUGUUCCAGAAUCUGAGGAGCCUGCACCUGAGUACCUCGCACACAAGCUUGAGCAGAUUGAGAAUGGCGAGCCCGCCGCUAGUUAUCUUGAUGAGGUUAUUUCGCGUAAGGAGUCCAACUCUUUGCAGCUCCAGACUUCGCUGGACAAUCAGGGAACUCCGCUCGAGGCAUCAACAUGGGUGAUGUUGGCCGCGAAGUGUCGCGGUCGUGCUUAUUUGCAGGGAUUGCAGUUGUCGCAUUUUGAUCGUUUCUUGGAAUAUCUUCUGGGAGACAAGUGCUACAGCAUGCAAGUCGCAUCGGCGGCUCCCAUGAGUUCUUCUGCACAUGCUGAUCGUCACACCUUGUCUGUGCCCUGGAAUAUCUUGCUUCAGUAUGAGUUCGAGCUUCGUAAAUGGGCCAUCAAGGAGGCGCAUCGUUUGAGUGCCCCGCUGGGUGACAAGCUGCAUGAGGCUACCACCAACACCGAGCUCAAGGAGCUGCAUUUUACGUCUCAGGUGGCAUUGUCUCGACGCUCGACCGGCGCCGACCCUCCGCCGCCAAAGUGGCCUCGCAAGGGUGACGGCAAGAAGGGGGAAAAGGGCGGUAAAGACAAAGGUGGCAAGGAUGGAAAGGGCAAGGCCGAUGGCAAGAUCAAAAUCGGCGAGUCAUGGUUCGAUCUGGUCUCGAAGUCAAGGGAUGUCAGCGAGUUCACGCGUGCAGAGUCAAAGGUUGCCAGGCGAACCACCCGGCUUACCAGCAUGGCGCGCAGGGCGGCGGAUGUUCGCGCCUGGCUGGAGGUCCUAUGCACGUCACAGAACAUCAUUUUGGAGAUGUCCGAAGUCGACAUCUGCCGUGACCCAAGUAUGGAUUUACUGGACUCUGCAGUGGCUGAUCGGUGCUUGCUUCAAGUCCAAAAUUCGGAGUGGGACGUGGUCUUGCACCCAGAAGACCUGGGUAUGACAACCACCGGUCACACACCGGCAUCUAUUUGGCAAUUUCCAGAAGCUGCUGUGCUCUUUACGCACGAGCAGGUCGUGACUUUUGCGAUUUAUCAGUGUCACUACGGAGCCCACACGCCUAAACCCACCAGGUUUCUUUCUUCUAUCGCAGCCACCUUUGGCAUGCGAUUCAUGGGGCCUCCUCGAUUUGAUUCUGCGGACAAGUAUCUGGGGCCUCUGCCCAAGUACUGUGGCCACCGGCAUUCCAAUCGCCUUUUGGGUGCCGCCAACACUGCUGCUGCUGCCGCUUAUCCGCCUGAUUUAUGCAAGGCUAUCGCUUCGUGGACCUUCUCCGUCUUCGAUGGGGGAGGAGGUGCACCCUCGGUGGCUACGGUUCCCGAAUCUGCUCACUGUUUUCAGUUCCCGGCUAGGGAGGUUGAGGUUAAAGUGAAUUCUUCACAAGCGGAACAAAUGGCUGCGCUUCCGGGCAAACGUAAGAGGGGAUCGGCUGAUUUCUUGAUCGACACGGAGGAGGUUGCGACUGUACCUGAACAGGACGACAUUCCAUUCAGUGAACUGAAGUCUGGUUGCGAAGGACCCCCGAUGGUGGGGGAUUUCGCUGGGUCCUCGGAUGAGUUCGUCGAUGGGUUUGGUCGCUGCUCUCCUGGUCGGUGGAAGCCAUGCAACCGGGGCACGGCGAUGUCCGCUGAAGCCUUAGACUUUGCGCAGCGCUUGAAAGAGAGGGUCAGGAUGUUCGUCGUGGAGUGUGUUCCAGACUUGGCGAAGUCGACUUUUCGUCUGGCGACGGGACACUGGAACGGGCCGCUCUUUGACCAGGGUCGCUUGGAAAAACUGAGGGAGGACUGGUUCAACAUGCUGCCUGAUCCCAUCCGGGCUCGGGAGAUGAUUCCUCAUCAACCCUUCUACUUGAGGGCGAUUUCUCAGACUCUUCGGAUUCUUGGGGACCCAGACUAUCGCAUCAUCGAGGAGGGGAAGUUCUGCUUCGUGAACGGUGUCGAGGUGGGGCACACGGCGCCAUUGGGGCCAGUGCCUCAAGUGUUCCGGAUCCGCAGAAAAGAUCAGAAGUACGAUGAGUCAACUUGGCAGCCGUUGAUGCAGAACUAUCGUGAUGGGGCUGAAGUCGAGAAGGCCUUGGAGGAGGCUUUCACCAAAGACGAGGCAGAAGGACGCAUGUUCCCACUUUCUUUGGCGGAGGCGAAAGCACGCUUCCCUGGUCCUGCGCUUCGCAUUGCCGCUCAAGCAGUGAUUCCGAAACCUGACCAUGAGUUCCGUGUGGUUCAUGAUGGGACCCACGGGGUUCACGUCAACAAUGAGAUUGUUAUGCUUGACCGUCUUGAAUCGCCUGGACCGAGGGAGAUUUCUUCGAUUCAGAAGCUGGGCAUGGUGGCAGAAGAGAAAGUCCUGUUCGGACUUGUGGGAGACGUGAAAAAGGCGCACAGGCGAUAUUUGCACCACCCAGAGCAUUGGGGGUUGUAUAGGCUUAACCGCACAGGAACUUUCGGAAUUGCUUCGGCGGCCUAUUGGUUCGCCCGCUUGAUCGGUCUGGUGGGCCGUUUGUCUCUUAGAGUUAUGCUUCAGGCUUUUGUUUUCAUGCUUAUUUAUGCAGAUGACCUACACCUGCUCAGCGGCGGUUCAGAUCGAUGGCUCAACCUCUGGAUGUCCCUUGCCCUUUUGUGCAUGCAGGGCACACCCUUCUCGGAGAAGAAGUGGCGCGGGGGACUGCAACUUGAUUGGGUCGGUUACUGGAUUGAUUAUGGCCGCUUUAAGCUGGGGAUUUCGGAGAAGAGAUGCCAGUGGAUCAUCCGAUCGAUUGAGGGCAUGGAGGGAGACGGCUGGCUUGUGGACGUUCGCCGUUUUCACGAACUCCAUGGCCGGCUAGGCUUUAUGUCGCAAAUCUUGAUAUGGAUCAGACCCUUCCUUGCGCCGGGCUACGCAUGGCUCGCGGUGGUCAGCAAAGGUGCUGUAUUGGCACUGCCCAACUUGAUCCGCUGCACCCUGCGAUUCAUUCUUGAUCGGCUCCGCGCAGGUUCACGAACGUAUCCUGCGGGGCUGGCGGAUAAGGAUUACGGGGAACUCUUCAGAACCGACGCUGCUUGCAACUCUGACUCUGUGGUUCUAGGCGGUUGGUUCCUUGUCAGGGGUGUUGUCUGUAAAUCCGCUCCUUGGUUUCAGAUUACGCUUCGUCGCGAAGAAGCCCCUUGGCUCUUCAAGGAAGGUCUUGGGAGCUCCUGGGCCAGUACCUCUGCUGAACUGCUAUCCUCGCUGGUAGCGCUUCAUCUGCUGGAGAGGGAUUUUCCCGAGGUGUUUUCAUGUCCUGGCUCUUUCAGGGCCUGCUUCGCUGGUGGAACAGACAACAAGUCGGCGGAUGCCAUUUCUGCCAGACUUCUCACGACAAAGGUCCCUGUGAUGUUUGUGCUGAUGGAAUACGCUCACCGCUGCGACUUGGCCGGGGUCAGAUGUCUCUUGAACUGGAGGCCGCGUGAUGCGAAUCAGGAGGCGGAUAGGAUCACGAAGAAUGAUUUCUCAGAUUUCUGUCCGGGCCUUCGGGUCACUGUCAGCUGGAGUGAGUUGAACUUCUCAGUGCUCCCGUCUUUACUUCGAUUCGCGAACUUUCAGAGCACUCUGGAUGAUGCACGUGCCUCUGCUUCUGGCGAAGGACAAGCUCCUUCUCGCAUUCGUUUCGAGAAGAGUCAGUGGGGCUGA